AUGGACGUGAAAAUGGAAGAGAAGUUCAAACCUGAGAAGGUAGAGGAUGAAAACAAACCAGCUCCUGAGAUCACCGCUAGAGAAAUGGUUUGGGCUGCAUUUCAGAGGGUGACACAAGAUGAGAAUCUUGGAGAAUGGUUGAACCGCAGGAGUGGCCUUCAGAAGACCUUGACGCAGAGGACUUACGUCCCCUUCUGCUAUCUCUUCGUUUUUUCAAGGGACAGCAUUGGCCAAGAGACAGCAGAGAAGCAAACGCCAAGUGCCUUAGAGUUCUUGGGACAGUUUGGGAAGGCCAUUGAGAAUCUCAAGCGCAGUUCAGGGAAACCACUUCCUUUGUCUCAAUCUUUGAGCGCAUGCAUAGCGGACUACAACCGACUGACGGUUCAAAGGAAGUACAAGGUCGAUACAUGGAAGAGAAAGAUUAUCUAUAAUCUCUUGAAGUGUCCGCAAGACCUCAUCAUGUUGCUGGCCUCCCACUACGACCGCCACCGCCACACAUCGUCAGGCGAGGCUUGGUGGAGUUUCAGUGCACUGCAUGUCAGCCAAUGUGUAACGCAUGGCAUAGUUAGAACUUUAUCAGUCUGUAAGUCAACUGCAAGGUUGCAAACUUGA
Molecule: messenger RNA, 612 nt
Organism: Durusdinium trenchii
Lineage: Eukaryota; Dinophyceae; Suessiales; Symbiodiniaceae
Source: the annotation of a GenBank genome assembly